This is a messenger RNA of Hemicordylus capensis (graceful crag lizard), 2240 nucleotides long. It is a transcript of the gene TESK1, whose product is annotated as testis associated actin remodelling kinase 1. The coding region runs from base 308 to 2089 and encodes 593 amino acids. Gene Ontology annotation, molecular function: protein serine/threonine kinase activity; ATP binding. The transcript is spliced from 10 exons. Gene Ontology annotation, biological process: positive regulation of stress fiber assembly; actin cytoskeleton organization; protein phosphorylation. Lineage: Eukaryota; Metazoa; Chordata; Lepidosauria; Squamata; Cordylidae. Gene Ontology annotation, cellular component: nucleus; cytoplasm. The record is from RefSeq and is a predicted model, not a curated record.
GACAGUUUCUGUGCAUGCAACUGGACGGAGGCGGGAGGGGCCUUCACCCCUUCUCCCGAGGAGCCGGCCAGCCUUGCUGCUUGGUGACUUCUGAGUCUUUAGUUGGCUGCCUCGCUACAGCUGGGAGACUAGAAAGCGCUGGGAGCUGCCCUUGGAUCCGUGAGGCCGGGCCAGGCACUGGGGCAGAAGGAGGGCUUGUUGGGCAGAGCCCCACGGCGCUGCUCCCCCUCCAUUCGGGCAUUGAUCUCUAGCUUCUGACUCAUGCGCUUGUGGUGCUCAGGUGAGGCACCGCCAGUCGGGCCAGAUCAUGGUGCUGAAGAUGAACAAGCUGAUGAGUAACCGUGGCAACAUGCUGCGGGAGGUGCAGCUCAUGAACCGCCUUUCGCAUCCCAACAUCCUCCGGUUCAUGGGUGUCUGCGUGCACCAGGGCCAGCUCCAUGCCUUGACUGAGUACAUCAAUGGUGGGAACCUGGAGCAGCUGCUGGACAGCCCCACCGCUCUGCCUUGGCCGGUCCGCGUCAAACUGGCCCUGGACAUCGCCCGCGGGCUGCGCUACCUGCACAGCAAGGGCAUCUUCCACCGGGACCUCACCUCCAAGAACUGCCUGGUGAGGUGUGAGGACAACGGCUACACGGCUGUCGUGGGUGACUUUGGCCUGGCUGAGAAGAUCCCGACCUACAGCGAGGGGAGUGAAAAGGAGCCUCUGGCGGUGGUGGGCUCUCCGUACUGGAUGGCGCCUGAGGUUCUGCAUGGGGAGCUCUACAAUGAGAAGGCUGACGUCUUUGCAUAUGGGAUCAUCCUCUGCGAGACCAUCGCCCGGGUGCCAGCUGACCCGGACUACCUGCCCCGCACAGAGGACUUUGGGCUUGACGUGGCCGCAUUCUGCAACCUGGUAGGAGCCGACUGUCCUGCGACCUUCCUCCAGCUGGCCUUCCACUGCUGCAGUAUGGAGCCCCCCUCCCGGCCCUCCUUCCUGGAGAUCACGCAGCGCCUGGAGGCCGUCCUGGAGCAGCCGCCGCGCAGAGACUGCCACGCUGCCCUGCAGAGGAGCGAGGGGGUCUGCGGCCUUCCCGGGAGCCCAGCGGCUGCACUGCACGGUCAUGUGGCCAAGGAGCAGCCCGCCUUCCCCACGCCUCUGUCCAGCCUGCCGGACCAGCAGCACCUGCUCCCGGACCAGCGCCUCUCGCGCAGCCAGUCGGACAUGUUCCCGCCCGGAUCAGCCGCCUUGCCCCAGGCCCAGGGUGGCACUCCGCAGCGGGUCAACCCCUUCUCUCAGCGCCAGGACCUCCAGGGGGGCAGGAUCAAGCUUUUUGACACCCCCAGCAAGUCCUUGAUCUCGCUGACCUUUGACCUGCCCCCUCCCUCGCCCUUCCCGCCAGGCACCCCCAUCACGCCGGAGCCCGCCGUGGAGGCCCACUGUGACUUCUCGGAGCCCCUCGCCUUCACCCGCAGGUGCCGCUCACUGCCAGCCUCCCCCGAGCUCUCCCGCCGAGGGCAGCCCCAGCCCCACAGCGACUGCCUCCUGGCCCUGGACUGCAGCCGCCUCCAGCCCCCCUGCUCCCCUGCCGCUGAGCUCAUGGACUGCAGCCCCGACCCCGAGCCGGCGGCCCCCACCCCCCCUCUGUCCAACGGCGGCGGCAGCAGCUUCAUCCGCACGGCUGUCUCUGGGCUCCAGCCGUGGCCCCCCAACGGGCUGCUCCUGAACAACAACAGCAAGCCCCACGGCUGGGGUGGGAGGUUCUCGGAGCUCAGCGUGCCCCCCACCGUGGACGGGGUGCCCUCGGAACACACGGGCGCGGCCCUGGCCCUGAGCGCCCCUGGUGGCGGCGGCAGUGGCGGCAGCAGCGCCGGCGCCGCCGUGAUGGAGCAGGAGGAGGCGCUGGCUUGCCCCGCCUGCUGCCUGGGCCCCUUCAGCUUCAGCUUUGCCUCCGUCUGCCACCGGCCAGCCGCCAGCACCCCCCGCUACCAGAACCUCAACUGCGAGGCCAAGAGCCUCCUGUGCCCGGACAGGCUCCAGCAGCACCACCCCAAGGGCCCGGGGCCCGUGCUGGCCGAGCCCAGCCUCACGUUGCCCGAAGCCCAGUCCUAAGGCUGGGGGGUGGGCUGCGCUACGGACACACCCUGCUGGGGGCAGAAGAGGGCCGGACGCCCACGGCGGCGGCAGGCAGACAGCUCCCCUCCUCGUAGCAGCCUCAGGGAUGCAGCCGCUGCAGCAGCUCCCCCCCCCCGUGAACGAGACC